Molecule: messenger RNA, 4891 nt
Organism: Sus scrofa (pig)
Lineage: Eukaryota; Metazoa; Chordata; Mammalia; Artiodactyla; Suidae
Gene: TLR6
Product: toll like receptor 6
Biological process (GO): cellular response to diacyl bacterial lipopeptide; immune response; toll-like receptor signaling pathway
Cellular component (GO): Toll-like receptor 2-Toll-like receptor 6 protein complex; plasma membrane
Molecular function (GO): Toll-like receptor 2 binding; lipopeptide binding; transmembrane signaling receptor activity
Source: RefSeq, marked validated
CUUGCAUUUUCUUCUCCUCCGAGGAAAAGUUAUUUCCUCUUCUGAGAAAGAAAUCUUGAAUUUGGAUGCCUAGCAAGAUGUUCUGAAGAACAGCAGCAACCCUCUGGGGGAUGGUAACUUCAACAUCAUGAGCAAAGACAAAGAACCUACUGUCAUAAGCCUUCAUUCUGUGUAUGUCAUGACCUUAGUAUGGGGAACCCUAAUCCAGUUCUCUGAAGAAAGUGAAUUUGUGGUAGACAAGUCAAAAAUAGGCCUUACUCGUGUUCCAAAAGACCUGCCACCCCAAACCAAAGUCUUAGAUGUGUCUCAAAACUUCAUAACUGAGCUUCACCUCUCUGACAUCAGCUUUCUCUCGCAGCUGACGGUUUUGAGACUUUCCCAGAAUAGGAUGCAGUGCCUUGAUAUCAGUGUUUUCAAGUUCAAUCAGGAUUUGGAAUAUUUGGAUUUAUCUCACAAUCAGUUGCAGACAAUCUUGUGCCAUCCCAUCACCAGCCUCAAGCAUUUGGACCUCUCAUUCAAUGACUUUGAAGCCCUGCCCAUAUGUAAGGAGUUUGGCAACUUGACACAACUGAAUUUCUUGGGAUUAAGUGCUACAAAGUUACAGCAAUUAGAUCUACUACCAAUUGCUCACUUGCAUCUAAGUUGCAUCCUUCUGGAUUUGGAACGUUAUUACAUGAAAGAAAAUGAGAAAGAAAGUCUUCAAAUUCUGAACACAAAGAAACUUCACCUGGUCUUUCAUCCAAAUAGCUUCUUCUCUGUCCAAGUAAACAUAUCGGUUAAGAGUGUAGGGUGUUUACAACUGGCUAAUAUUAAACUGAGUGAUGACAACUGUCAGGUUUUCAUUACAUUUUUAUUGGAACUCACUCAAGGGCCAACCUUACUAAAUUUUACGCUCAACCAUGUGGAAACAACUUGGAAAUGUUUGGUUGGAAUUUUUCAAUUCCUUUGGCCCAAACCUGUAGAAUAUCUCAGUAUUUACAAUUUAACAAUAGUUGAAAGCAUUGAUGAAGAAGAUUUUAUUUAUUAUGAAACAACAUUGAAAGGAGUGAAAAUAGAACAUAUUACAAAGAGAGUUUUUAUUUUUUCACAGACAGCAUUAUACAGAGUGUUUUCCGAUAUGAAUAUCAGGAUGUUAACCAUAGCAGACACACAUUUUAUACACAUGCUUUGUCCUCAGGUACCAAGCACAUUUAACUUUUUGAACUUUACCCAGAAUGUUUUUACAGAUAGUGUUUUUCAAAAUUGCAAAACUUUAGCUAGAUUAGAGACACUCAUCUUACAAAAGAAUAAAUUAGAAGACCUUUUCAAAAUAAGCCUCAUGACUAAGGAUAUGCUAUCUUUGGAAAUACUGGAUGUUAGCUCGAAUUCUUUGGAGUAUGAUAGACAUGGUGAAAAUUGCACUUGGGUUGGGAGUAUAGUGGUGUUAAAUUUAUCUUCAAAUAUACUCACUGACUCUGUUUUCAGAUGUUUACCUCCCAGGAUCAAGGUUCUUGAUCUUCACAGUAACAGAAUAAGGAGCAUCCCUAAGGAUGUCGCCCAUCUGGAAGCUCUGCAAGAACUCAAUGUUGCUUCCAAUUCUUUAGCUCACCUGCCUGGAUGUGGUUCCUUUAGCAGCCUUUCCAUUCUGACCAUUGACUAUAAUUCAAUUUCCAACCCAUCAGCUGACUUCUUCCAGAGCUGCCAGAAGAUUAGGUCCCUCAAAGCAGGGAACAAUCCAUUCCAAUGUACAUGUGAGCUAAGAGACUUCAUCCAAAGUCUAGGUCAAGUAUCGAGUGACGUGGUAGAGAGUUGGCCUGAUUCUUACGAGUGUGAGUAUCCAGAAAGUUAUAAGGGGACUCUGCUCAAGGACUUCCGUGUAUCUGAAUUAUCCUGCAACACAGCUCUGCUGAUUGUCACCAUCGGAGUCACUGGGCUGGCAUUGGCUCUUACCAUGACCGGCCUCUGUGUCUACUUUGAUCUGCCCUGGUAUCUCAGGAUGCUGUGUCAGUGGACCCAGACUCGGCGCAGGGCUAGGAAUGUACCCUUAGAAGAACUCCAAAGAACUCUCCAGUUCCAUGCCUUCAUUUCAUAUAGUGAACACGAUUCUGCCUGGGUAAAAAAUGAACUGGUACCUUGUCUAGAAAAAGAAGGUAUAAAGAUUUGUCUCCAUGAGAGAAACUUUGUUCCUGGCAAGAGCAUCAUGGAAAAUAUCAUAAACUGCAUUGAGAAAAGCUACAAGUCCAUCUUUGUUUUGUCUCCCAACUUUGUCCAGAGCGAGUGGUGCCACUAUGAACUCUACUUUGCCCACCACAACCUCUUCCAUGAAGGGUCUGAUAACUUAAUCCUGAUCUUGCUGGAUCCCAUUCCACAGAACAGCAUUCCUGGCAAGUAUCACAAACUCAAAGCUCUCAUGGCACAGCGAACUUAUUUGGAAUGGCCCAAGGAGAAGAGCAAACAUGGACUUUUUUGGGCUAAUAUUAGAGCUGCUUUCAAUAUUAAAUUAAAACUAGUCGCUGAAGAGGAUGAUGUGAAAACUUAAAAAAAAGUCAAAAAUCCAACUUAAGAACUCAUCAUUCACUUGGAUUCUGAGGAACACUGUAGUUUUAAGUUAUUAUCUGGACGAUACCUCCAUAACCUCCAUACAUUCAGGAAAGACUUAAUGAAAACUGCUUCAGUUGAACUACGGACCAGGCUGGGGACUGAGAUGGUGCUCAAACUUGCUGAUUACAGGGAGCUCAGUCUCUUCUGGUUUAACCAUUCUGUUUCAAAUUGAAACAGUCUCUUGUGAGUAAAUGCUCCAUCAUUCAAGGACUUUUCAUCUCUCCUCUCCUUUCCCCAGUAGAUUUUGUGUGAGCAGGAGUUUAUGAGACUUCAUGGCAGCAAGGAAGGAGUUAACCUCAGAACUGCAUCCUUGGUGGCCUCUGGGUUGGCUCUGUCAUCCUGCUCUACUUGGGGGCAUGGGGGAAAAAUUAGGCCAGAGAUGGAAAAUAAAGACACUAUUUCUUCACAUCUGAGUAAUCAUUUAUGAAAUAUUUGACCUUGGUACAUGAAUAUGCAGUUAACCAGUGGCGAUGCAUGGCAUGGUAGUUUAUAUAUGUGAAGAGAAAAACAGCCUUUGUUGUUGGCUGUUGUGGUCAACAUGAUUUACCUGCUUGCCAAGGAAAGUCACAGCCAAAUUUAUUUGUAGCUGGUUAUCGAAUAGGAGUUUUCUGGUUGUUUUAGAAUUUUGGUGAAUGCCUCAAAACUGACAAAAGGCAGUAAAUACCACCCUCCUCCCCUUUUUUUGUUGUUGCUGUUUUUUUUUGUUUGUUUGUUUUUUGUUCUUUAGGGCCACACUUGCAGCAUAUGGAAAUUCCCAGGCUAGGGUUGAAUCGGAGCUGGAGCUGACAGCCUAUGCCGCAGUUCACGGCAACACUGGAUUCUUUAACCUACUGAGUGAGACCAGGGAUCAAACCUGCGUCCUCAUGGACACUAGGCAGGUUCUUAAUGCGCUAAGCCACAACGGGAACUCCCCACCACAUUUUAAACUAAGAUAUUAGACACGGGCUGGACUUACUGAAAAACAGCAGAAAGGGGCUAGGAACUGUCACCUCUUAUUACCCAUCUUCAAAAGAGUGAUAGAGGGUCAUUAAGUAGAGAUGUUCUAGACCUUUGUGGAGAUUGCUUUGGAUUUCUUCCAGAGGUAAAUGAGGUGGCUCUAAGCUUGGUAGAAGAGUAGCCUGGCAUCCUACUCCCAGCCUGAAAGCUUGCAGGGUAACUGUAGUGCACAGGUCCAGGAUAGCAGAUGGGGUGUGGAGAGCUCUUAGAAGAGCUGGAUGAGUAUUCCCUAGAGUCCGAAGGAACACAGAGAUUGGUAAAAAUGCUUUGCAAAUCUAGGUGCUUGAUAAAUGUUUGUUGAAUGACUGGAUGAGUGCUUCCCACCUGGAGAAUUCAGAAGGUGAGGAAUUUGCUUGGGCAGCCCCCCACAUGGCAGGGUGAGGUGAGAAAGGAAGCAGGGAUGGCAGCCUGACUUUCCAUUAUGACUCGGCAUGGCAAAUGUGGGUGAAUUUCCUGUCCAUCAUGGGCCAUGUUGACCACAGGGAGGGUAGCUGAGCUUAUGUUGUCAUGAUAGGACCUCAGCUAACAGGGCAGCCUGUUGUGCAAAAGGUAGUAUAAGAGGCCAGGGGGUGGGCAGAAGAGGUACACGAUGGUGGUUGGGUGGGGUUGGCUACAAGAAGUUAGCCAGAGAAUGUGCCACAAAGAGCCAUGCAAUGUGGAUCCACCAGAGGCCUCUGAAUGGCCCACGGAUGCAUCUUGUGAAAGAGCCAACAUCUGGACUCAGCCAAAAUCAGAGGCAGAGGUGUGAUGGCCUGCCUGCCUUAUCCAGUAGUUAACCGCAAGGAGAUCUGCUCCUUUUUCUUUAAUCUUCUCUUCAUGUGCAGUGGCCUGGGGACAGCCAGAAUAUAGAGAAGGCAGAGAAGAUGGAGGAAGAAUAAAAUACUGGCCAUGAUGCUUCCCUGCAAGAGAGGCCUGAGCUCUGGCCAAGUAGAAUUUGGAAUUCGGAGUGAGACUGAUGUUAAAUUGGGUUGGCCUGGACAUUUCAAUGCCUGAAACAGAGGUGCAGUUACUAAAAUGAGACUUGUCACUGAAAUCUAUGGGAUCUUCCCAGGAUUCGGGAUAGAACCUGAAUAGAUUCUUAUAGAGAGAAGUUCAACAAAGCUUGAAAGAGAAAAAGCCCUCUCCUUCUGGACUUCAUUCAUUCAAUAAACUAGUUUUAUAGUUAGUAGUUAGAAAGAUAUAAGCCUUACUGAAAUUGUGUUAGAGGAGGAAAAAGAAUGUAUACAUGUAUGUGUAACUGGGUCACCAUGCUGUACAGUAGAAAAAAAUUGUAUUGGGGAAAUAACAAUAAAAAAAUUUUUAAGCAAAAAAAAAA